UUUACUAGCGCGGAGUUUGUUUAAACUUUUGGUAAACUUUAGUAAAUGAUAAAAAUCUUAUAGAACACAUUAGAGCGCGAGAACAUGAAUAAAAUCCCGUCACACCCCUCGGCGUGGAGUUUACCGCGGCGGAGGAUAAGGGAAGGGUUCAGGGCCGCUCUGCCUAUCAGUGUGUGUGUAAGCGUGAAAGUCUGUGCUCGGGAGUGAGAGUGAGUGUGUGUGUGUGUGAGAGAGAGAGGCAGCGGCGGGGGGGCGUAAUUUAGUCCGACCAACAAAUACCCAAAUCAAGGAGAAGCGGAUGAUCAAACAGAACUAAAAAAAAAUUUUUUUCCAGAUAAGAAACCAAAUGGGGAAUCUUUUAAAAGUGCUCACUUGUACAGAGCUUGAUCAGGGGCCAAACUUUUUCCUUGACUUUGAAAAUGCGCAGCCCACAGAGUGCGAGCGUGAUGUGUGGAACCAGGUGAACGCUGUCCUCCAGGAAUCUGAGAGCAUCCUGUCACUCCUGCAGGCAUAUAAGGGAGCGGGACAGGAGAUACGAGAUGCUAUACAGAAUCCCAGCGAUUUACUGCUUCAAGAAAGGGCAUGGAACUCUGUGUGUCCCCUCGUCAUCAGACUCAAAAAGUUUUAUGGUUUCUCACUAAAACUGGAAAAAGCCCUGCAGAGCCUGUUGGAGUCGCUGACCUGUCCAUCUUACACCCCCACUCAGCAUCUGGAGAAGGAGCAGGCCCUAGCCAAGCAGUUCGCAGAGAUUCUGCACUUCACACUCCGCUUCGAUGAGCUCAAGAUGCGAAUUCCUGCUAUCCAGAACGACUUCAGCUACUACAGACGAACGAUUAGUCGAAACAGAAUAAAUAACCUGAAUCUGGACAUUGAAAAUGAAGUCAACAAUGAAAUGGCGAACAGAAUGUCGCUUUUUUAUGCCGAGGCCACACCGAUGCUUAAAACCCUGAGCACAGCGACUACGAACUUUGUCACCGAGAAUAAAACGCUGCCCCUAGAGAACACCACAGACUGCCUGAGCACCAUGGCCAGUGUGUGUAAGGUCAUGCUGGAGACUCCAGAGUAUACCAGUCGGUUCAACAGCGAAGACACACUCCUCUUCUGCAUGAGGGUGAUGGUGGGCGUCAUCAUUCUCUAUGACCACGUGCAUCCCAAUGGUGCCUUCACCAAAUCCUCGAAAAUAGAUAUGAAAGGAUGCAUAAAGGUUCUGAAAGACCAGCCCGCUGAUAAUGUUGAAGGGCUCCUUAAUGCCCUGAAAUUCACCACAAAGCAUCUGAAUGAUGAGUCCACUCCAAAAAAUAUCCGAACAAUGCUCCAGUAACCUUUUUCUUUAUGUGAAGAGGAUCAGUAUACAGACCUCAAGAUGUAUAUGUUUACAUUUAUUUAAGAAAUUGAUGUUAAUACUUCUGUGUAUUUACAUAGCCAUUCCCUCCAAUAUAAAUUAAAUUAAACUGUCUAUACUUUGUCAAAGCCCAAAUAAAUCCAUAUAGCCUUAUAAAUAAAUAAAAGUUAAUAAAACUUCAUAUAUAUCGAUGUGGUUAUACAUAUCGCCCUAAAACCAAGAAUGGCGAUUAUUUUUUAACCAAAGUAGCUAAUGCGUUGUGGAGUGUCUGUAUUCAGGGAAGUAAAAUGAUAAGUUACAAACAAAAGUGUUCUCAGUGGCUAAUUCAAUUCGAAAGUGGUGGUGCUUUUGUUUCCGGAGCAGUGAAGAAAAUUCAUGAAUUAUGUCAGAUGUUCUGCUUUUUUUCUUUUCCUUUUUUAAAGAUUUGUAUUUUUCCAAAAUGUUGUGUGUACACUUUUUUUUUUUCUUUGUGUUGUGUGCUGCUGUUUGUGUCUCUGCCUUUAAUACACUCAUUACUCAAUGCCACAGCUUUAAAAUUUGAAAUAAAUGGACCUUUUCAUUACAUUUUAA
Molecule: messenger RNA, 1912 nt
Organism: Clarias gariepinus (North African catfish)
Lineage: Eukaryota; Metazoa; Chordata; Actinopteri; Siluriformes; Clariidae
Gene: cyria
Product: family with sequence similarity 49 member A
Exons: 12
Coding region: 347-1321 (324 amino acids)
Biological process (GO): regulation of actin filament polymerization
Molecular function (GO): small GTPase binding
Source: RefSeq, a predicted model, not a curated record